CCAAGUGCAGGAAACGGUGUCACUUUACCCUCUCUUCAGCUAAACAAGACCCUUCUUGGGUCUACACUUACACAGCUGAAGGAAGUCGGAGAAAGAACUGCAGACUUUGUAGGAAGAAGUUUUGUGGUUGCUCCCAAGUAACUAAUUGCCUUUUCCUGGUGAUGGAGUAGUCAACUUUCAUAUUUUUAUGACCUCAUUUGGAGUUGCCAAAGAUAGCAGCCACUGGGUAUCAGGCAGCUGGGAAUCCUGGCUUUGCAGCCAUGUGACCUUGGCUUCGCUUAUUGGCAGUCAUGGGGAGCCGCUGGCAGCAGCCUCUAGCCGAGAGCCAUGCUCAGCUAGGAACAAUGAAUCAUUCUUUGCAGGACCCUGGCUCUUGUGGCAUACACGAAGAUGGAAAGCUGUACAUCGUGGAUUCCAUAAAUGACCUGAACAAACUAAACGUCUGCCCUGCUGGAUCGCAGCAUCUGUUCUCUCUGGAGGAGAAAACCCCAGGCCUUGGCACUCACUCAGGAAACGGAAGCCAGAGUCUGUUUUUUCUGGGGCUGCUAAUUGCGCUGAUUGUCAGCCUGGCGAUGGUUUUCUUCGUGAUAUUUCUAAUAAUUCAGACCGGAAACAAGAUGGAGGAUGUGUCCAGACGCUUGGCAGCGGAGGGAAGGGACAUAGAUGAGCUUAAGAAAAUCAACAGUCUGAUCGUGAAGAGACUCAACCAGCUAGACUCUGAACAGAACUGAAGAAGUGGUUUUCCACUAGCAGCGGAUAAAUCUGGAGCUUCUUUACUUUCCUGGGAGGACAUAAGGUUAAGAAUGGAGAAAGCACACUUUGUCAGGCAGCGCACAAUCUGAUCUGCAAAACCGAGUCUGGGCCAGGGAGGUGAGCAGCUCCGAGGCAAGCGGGUUUGGAGCCAGCAGCUGGAAAGGGGUGGGCUCAGCCUCGUUUUGUGGUAGAGUACUUCAGCUUUCUGGGGUUAGGGUGAGUGCCUAGCAUGGGAGUGAACCGCAGGAAGCAGGAGGGGCCUGUUCAUCCUUACAGCUCUUACAAAGAGCUUAGUCUAGAGUUCGCUGAGGUCAGUGGUGCCUCCCUCACCUUUGCAGAUUUCUGCGAAAGCCUGAGAGCAAGUUGGUGGGCUUCUUGGCAAGUUGCUGCCUUGGUGAUUGCUGGUGGAAACAUGGGUGCUAGUUAGGGCUACGUGGUAGGGCCAGGGGCCAACAGAAAAAGCCCAAUUACUUCAGUGGAUGUUCACUGCGCGUCUGCUUGCGCAAAUCACCCCACCCUAGGGGAGCUCACCUGCAAGUGUGGGAAAGGCAGAUGCACAUGGCGUUAGAUAAACCUUUCUUCCUUGGGUUCUUAUGAAGAAAACGUUCCCUGAGCACCCUUUCUUCAUUGGUUUGGAGUAAACACUAAAUAUGGUAUUUAUCUACUUUUGCACUGAAGCCUUUGUACUGCAUACUUCUCUUUUUCUUAGGCUAGGUAGCCGUACAGAACAUUUUUUAAACCUGAGAUUUGUGUUUGCUGGAAAGUUCUUGUUGAUCAGUUGACAAGGUAUGUGUUAUAAGGAUUUGUUGUGAAACUGUUUUGGGUCCUACUGGGGAUUUAAAGGAACAACUAAAAAUUUCCACUUCUUUGCGGGUGAGCCAGCAGGUUCAGAUCCUGGCGUGAUCACAUCUGGUGGCUCUGGGGAAGUUCACCUCUUUGAUUUUUUUUUUUGAUCAGUAAAAUUAGAUGAUCAUAAAAUCUAUAUCAUAGCAUUACUGUGAGACUUAGAAGUAAUAUAAUUUUUUAAAAACCAAUAAACUUAAUUUAAAAAAGAAUAAUUGUGUUAGAAACAAUAAAAUGCUGGUGUGAUUGUACAUUUUAUUGCUAAAAGUAGUAAAUGUGAAAUAAUGGAAAUAAACUUGUGUGGUUCAACCUCUCUGGGGAAACUUUGAGCUAA
Molecule: messenger RNA, 1930 nt
Organism: Octodon degus (degu)
Lineage: Eukaryota; Metazoa; Chordata; Mammalia; Rodentia; Octodontidae
Gene: Lsmem1
Product: leucine rich single-pass membrane protein 1
Exons: 6
Coding region: 291-731 (146 amino acids)
Source: RefSeq, a predicted model, not a curated record